AUGCUGUUCCCCAGCAUCGCGCUGUUAUGGCUGUGCCAGACAGUGCUGGCACAAUAUUCCAGCGAUGAUCUCAUGUCCUUCGUUACACUCCCCGACGUCAGGGCUGUCAAGUUCAACGUUCACAACCACAAUCCCGAUCGCAUUAGCCCCGGCUACUGGUUCAUCACUCCUUACCUACACAUCGAGCCCGAUGCGCCUUCAAGUCUAUACGAGCAAUACCAAAUUGGCCCCCAUAUCUACGAUGGGGAAGGGCGCCUGAUUUGGAGCGGUGCCCAGGAAUUCGAUAAUCGCAAUGCUUUCGAUUUCAAAGUCGUUAACGGCCUGUCCUCCGAUCCCCAACUCUCGUUCAUUUUGAAUCAUGCCUAUGAUGGCGCCGAGGACACUGGGUAUGGCAUGAUCUUGACGAAUGAUUACAAGGUGCAGCGGAAGUUGCCUCUGCGACGUGAUUUGGGAAUUUUCGAUAUUCAUGAGUUCAAGAUUCGUGAGGAUGGCAAAACUGCGCUGGUCACGGUCUACCUUUCUCAUGAAAUUGGCUUGCAAGACUUUGGCCGGCCUGCGGAAACUACUUGGUUGGAAAGUGGUGGCUUCGCUGAACUUGAUAUCAACACCGCUGAGAUCAUUCAGUGGUGGGACUCCCACAACCGCAUCCCUCUCCCUGAGGGUGUCCAUUAUACACCAAGUUCGCCGGUGGAGGGAUUCCCAGGCUGGGAUUAUGUGCAUAUCAACUCGGUUGAUAAGAACGCGGCGGGUGAUUACUUGAUCUCUGCGCGAUUCACUAAUACCAUCUAUUUAAUUUCCGGCAUCGAUGGAAACAUCAUGUGGCGACUGGGUGGAAAGUAUACUGAUUUCCAGCAAGAUUUCGUAUUCUCGAAACAGCACGAUGCGAAGUUUGUGGAGUCCAAUGGCACGCACCAUAUUAUCUCUUUCUUGAACAACGCAUCGGAUGAGGAGUUCAACGAGGAGAACGUGUCUUCGUCACUCUUCGUCGAGUUAGACACCAGCGUCACACCUUUCACUGCGCGCGCUAUUCGCCGCUACAACCGCCCCGACCGAGAUCUGUCGAGACUUCGCGGAAACACUCAACUACUCCCCGACGACCAUGUCUUCACCUGCUGGAGCAAAGGCGGCUACAUCUCCGAACACACUGCGGAAGGAGAGGUCGUGAUGGAGGCCAACUUCACCUCCCCGCGCUACUCUUCCUACCGUGCCUACAAAUUCGAAUUCACCGGACGCCCGAGCACACCACCCGACAUGGUCGCCUCCGUCUUCGGCACCGACGAAACGAACAUGGUGACGACAUUCUGGGUCAGCUGGAACGGAGCCACGGACGUCGCCGAGUGGCAUUUCUAUGCCCAAGCCUCUGAUUUCCACGCCCCCGUCUUCAUCGGCAAGGUGCCCCGCGUUGAUUUCGAAACCAUGUUCAUUGGCGCUGGAUACUUGGACUGGGUGACCGCCAAAGCAGUAGAUGCCAACGGCACCGUUCUCGGCACCUCCGAAGUGCAGCGUAGCAAUCACCCGGACUGGAAAUCCAGUGGAUACAGGGGCUAUGGCACCCCUCAGCCCAUCAAUCCGUCCACCCUAUAUCAAGGCGCGGACUCUGUCGGCGACUCAAUGGCCGACCAAGGUGGUCGCGCCUCGUCCGCGGCCAUCGAUACCCAAACUCAAAAGACCAUCUCGGUCAUGAACCAUACCUACGAGACUAUCCGCAGUAUUGGCGCUGCUUUCUCGUUCAUCCUUUUGCUUUGUCUCUUCUGCGGUGUUGUUGCCAGCUAUCUGGUCAUCCGUGGGUGGCGUGUGCGAUUGUACCAGCGUCUGGGCAUGGAGUCCGGGCUCGCUGAGGAGAGGGCACGUCUCAGUCCGCAUGAAGAUUAA
Molecule: messenger RNA, 1872 nt
Organism: Penicillium brevicompactum
Lineage: Eukaryota; Fungi; Ascomycota; Eurotiomycetes; Eurotiales; Aspergillaceae
Exons: 3
Coding region: 1-1872 (623 amino acids)
Source: RefSeq, a predicted model, not a curated record